This is a messenger RNA of Acanthosepion pharaonis, 453 nucleotides long. The record is from the annotation of a GenBank genome assembly. NCBI's taxonomy places the organism in Eukaryota, Metazoa, Mollusca, Cephalopoda, Sepiida, Sepiidae.
AUGCUUCUAAGAAUUCUCUCUCUCUCUCUCUCCCCCUCUCUCCCCCUCUCUCUCCCCCUCUCUCUCUCUCUCUCUCACACAUUUCUUCUGAACAUUUCUCUUUCUCACUUAUUCUCUUUCUUUAUUCUUUGCUUCUCUCUUUCUCUGUCCUCUUUCAUAACUCUCUCUACUCGCUCGCUUUUACUUUUGCUUCUUUCUUUCAAUUCGCUUCUCUUUUGUUUGUUCUCUGUUUCUUUCUCGCUGGAACCUAUACUUUCUCCAGAUUUUCUUUUCUUUUCUUUUUCUUCCCCCUCCUUUUUCAACUUCCUUCAUUGCUUCUUUAUCUUCUUCUUUUCCCCGCACUCUUCAUUAUACAUUGCCUUCUUUUUCUUUUUCCUUUCUUUUUUUCCCUAUCAUCUUUUUUCUUUACUUUUACUUUCAAUUAUCCUUCUUUAUUUUUUUUUUCACUAUUAA